AUGACUGUCGACACAAUGGACUCAAGCAAGAGCAGCGGAGAUGAAUUCACUGUCAUUGUGACACCCACAGAUACUGAACCUCAACAUGAGGUGACAACAUCUGAGACAAAACCCCAAGACACCCAAACACAAGAAUCCAAGACUGAAGACAAGAAAACUGAAGAGACAAAGAUUGAAGAGUCCAAGUCAGAAGAAGAAGAAGAAAAGAAAGAAAAGAUCAUUGUCGGUCUCCUCACUGAGAGCAAAGACCUCUACGCCAAAUUCGACAAGAACGGAUCCAGAUCAUGGACUGACAAGUACCCAGACGAUCUCGAGGAGGCAGCAGAGAAUGAAGAGACCCAAAAAUAUGCGGUCAUCAUCCGCAAGGUAAAGCCCAAGGAGGCUGAUUCCAACAAGCCCCUUGAUAUCGACAGUAUCGUCGUUCAGUCUCCCUACCUCAAGCGCGUGCUCGGAAAGGUCUUUGAUGACUACCCCGGCAUUAUCACCGACGUCACCCGUCUAAAGUUCUCGGCUCCUUUCCACUGCUUCGUACACCGUUGGGAGCGAUUUACAGAGGCAAAGGAUGACGCUAGCUGGGAUGACACCACUCGGGAGCAUGUUACGCUGUUGCACAAAAUCUUGGAAGAGGAGCUGGGUGAGAUCAUCCAGCUCAGGAAAGAUUACUUCAAGAACCGCGCUGUCGCAUUUGAGCAUGUCUGGGCACUCUUUGCCCCUGGCUGCACGGUAUGGGGCUCCGUUAGAGGAAAGCCUGUCGCUGCUCGCUUCGACUCAGGAAACUAUGUCAAGACGCAAUGCGGCCUAGUGUACAGCAUGAACUGCAAAGGCAUCGACUGGGAUGGAAGGGGCAUGGGCUGGACGGACGUGAGCAUGCAGAUCAGAGACUUUACCGGCACAGUCCCAUUCGCCAACCUCUCCUGCUACCCUCUCGAAUUCCACUCUAAGCCUGAAGCCGCACGAGAACUACUCCUCCAGCGCGGACGCAAGUUCGAAAGUCUUGCAGGCUAUCACUACAAGGCGUACAGUGGAACUGCCAUCUGGCAUAUAUCCUCAACCAAGUCUCGGCAGGAGAACGUCAACUCCCGUAUUGUGAUUGAUGGAGCCAACUGGGAGAAACUGAACCCUGAUCAUAUGGUUUGGUUGAACUACAUAUGGGACAGCCAAGAAACUGCGAAUGACUCUGCCGAUAGUGAUGAUGAAGAUAAUGGCAAUGACAACUACUCAGAUGCCAGCUCUGAGGCAGGGAAACCUGAUGUUGUCGCCGGCUUCUCCUUGGCCUUGACGGAGGAUCAGCUCAUCAUGACAUCCCCUAUCGUGCGAGGUUAUGCUCUCAAGAACAAGCGAUGGAUGGAGUUCUACAUUGACGAGGUGACAGAAGUCAAGUUCAACGACCAGGCUUUCGACUCUCUUGUUCUUCCCCAGGAUCAGAAGGAGCUUAUUCUCGCUUUCGCUCAGAGUCAAGUCAAGUUCAAGAACGUCUUUGACGACAUCAUCUCUGGCAAAGGCAAGGGCAUCAUCAUGCUUCUGUCGGGUGGCCCCGGUAUCGGUAAGACACUGACUGCAGAAUCGGUGGCAGAGGAGAUGAAGGUUCCUCUGUACAUCAUGAGCGCGGGUGAUCUCGGUAGCGACGCGUACGAUAUCGAGGAGAAUCUAAACCGUAUUCUCGAGAUGGUCGCCAACUGGAACGCUGUUCUCCUUCUCGACGAGUGUGAUGUCUUCCUCGAGGCUCGGUCAGCGCACGACAUCGAGCGCAACCGCAUUGUGUCCAUCUUCCUCCGCACACUAGAAUACUAUGAGGGAAUCCUCUUCCUCACUACCAACCGUGUCAAGGACAUGGAUCAAGCCUUCCAGAGCCGAAUUCACAUGUCGCUCGAGUAUCCUGCUCUUGACGCCACAGCACGCGAGUCUGUCUGGCGAGGAUUCCUGAGCCGUGCCAUUAGUUUGCACGCUACUAUGGAAGGCGACUCGGCGCAUAAUAUUACGGAGGAUGAAAUUAAGGCUCUGGCUGGGCUGGACCUGAACGGACGACAGAUCAAGAAUGUGCUCAAGACGGCAAACUUGCUGGCUUGCCACAAAGAGGAGAAGUUGGCAUUCAAGCACUUGCGGAUUGUUUUACGUGUCGAGGGACAUUCGUUGUAA
Messenger RNA from Fusarium venenatum, 2136 nucleotides. Its product is annotated as P-loop containing nucleoside triphosphate hydrolase protein. Gene Ontology annotation, molecular function: ATP binding; ATP hydrolysis activity. The record is from RefSeq and is a predicted model, not a curated record. NCBI's taxonomy places the organism in Eukaryota, Fungi, Ascomycota, Sordariomycetes, Hypocreales, Nectriaceae.